Molecule: messenger RNA, 2082 nt
Organism: Plodia interpunctella (Indianmeal moth)
Lineage: Eukaryota; Metazoa; Arthropoda; Insecta; Lepidoptera; Pyralidae
Gene: Inx4
Product: innexin inx2-like
Exons: 4
Coding region: 156-1268 (370 amino acids)
Biological process (GO): phototransduction
Cellular component (GO): plasma membrane; gap junction
Molecular function (GO): gap junction channel activity
Source: RefSeq, a predicted model, not a curated record
CCGUAGGUAGAAAAUAGUGGUAGGAAUUUUUGAUUUGAUUUGUUGAAGUUCAAUGGCGGUAUUUCUAGAUUUUCAAACUAACGAAAUAUAUAGUUUAGGGUAGUUACUUUGCUCAUUAUUAGUUAUUGCGUGCUGUUUAGUGUUAGUAGUACAACAUGAUAGACCUAUUUAUGCCCUUUCGGGCUUUUCUUAAGUAUGAGAACGUUUGUUCUGAUAACAAUGUGUUCCGCAUGCAUUACAAAGUCACUGUGAUAAUGCUGCUGGUCUUCACACUGCUGGUGUCUUCGAAGCAGUUCUUCGGGGAGCCGAUCCACUGCAUGUCUGAUAGCGAGAAGGAUUCUGAUAAGGAUGCCGUUAACAGUUAUUGCUGGAUUUACGGAACCUACACCUUGAAGAGUAGGCUUGGCGGUAAAGAAGGCAUCAACAAUGCAUAUGUCGGUGUGGGUCCAGAAUCCUACAAUGAUGAGCAGAUCAAGCAUACUUACUACCAGUGGGUUUGCUUCGUCUUACUCGGACAAGCUGUGAUGUUCUACACUCCGCGUUACUUAUGGAAGAUUUGGGAAGGCGGCCGGUUGAAGGCUUUGGCUGCAGACUUAAGCAGCCCAAUUGUAUCCAAGGACUGGUCAGAAUUCCGUCGCGGAGAACUCAUUUCCUACCUGACCUACACCAACAUCUACACCCACAACACUUACGCCCUGAGAUACGCCCUUUGCGAAUUUUUGAACCUGGGAAAUGUAGUUGGCCAAAUAUUCCUACUAGAUAUAUUCCUCGGUGGUGCUUUCCGGAACUAUGGUGCUGCAUUUGCUGCCUUCACACACACUCCUAAAUUACCAGUCAAUAUGGAAGACUUUGACCUAAUAAACCCCAUGGAUCAGUUCUUCCCGAAGCUCACCAAAUGCUGGCUAAGGAAAUACGGACCAACCGGUACACUGCAACUCAAGGAUCGUCUGUGUGUGCUGCCUUUAAAUAUUGUUAAUGAGAAGAUAUUUGUUAUUUUGUGGUUUUGGUUGAUCUUUCUUGCAUUUGUUUCUGCUCUGGCUUUACUUUUCCGUUUACUGGUGUUCUCUCUAUCACCAUUGCGCACAUUUAUGAUUAUGGGACAAUUGAGAUAUGUACGACGCAGUACAGUGUCGAAAAUAGUAAACCGUUUUGGAUAUGGUGAUUGGUUCAUACUCUACUCUUUGGGCAAAAAUGUGAAUCCCCUUAUUUAUAAAGAGUUAAUUAUAGAGCUUGCUAAAGAAUUAGAUCACAAACCAAUUGUUGUUUAAGAUUAAAUGUUGUAAUAUCCUAAGAUAUUGAAUAAUCUUUUAUGGUUGUGAUAAAAUAACGAUCUCCAGUGUUGAACACUAAGGGCUAAGACUGAUAAUUCAUAAAUAAUUAUAAUUGUAUGUUGAUUACUUUAAAAUAAGGUCUUUUGAAGCAACUUUUGGCUCUGAAAUUUGACAAUUUUCGUUUGGUACAAGAUUAAUGUGCAUAGAAAUCUAUGAUUAUUUUUUUUGUAGAAUAUAUUUCAUGGACUUAGGAGGUACAACUCGACGGAGUACCUACUAAUUCCAUGAUUACUAUUCCAGUUACUAUAUAUUUGGCUUCAAAUGGAAUCCCAUUGACUUUAUGACCUUAGAUAGAGUAAGUAGUUAAGAGUGACGGUAGACCGCAAAUCUUUUAAGCUAUUCAAUUGCAAUCACAAAAUAACAUAGUUAUAUUUUUAUUGAUUCGAAAUUUAUGUUUAAAAAAAGAAUUGGGGGUAGUCUACCCUCAUUUCAAGCAAUUAGAAGUCUAGUUUUUGUUUAUGUUGAUCCUGAUUAUGAUUAUUAAAAUUUUAAGUGGAUUUGUUAUUUAAUUAAUUACUUUAUCACUUUAUAUUUAUCCAAAUAAUAUUUGGAAUAUUGUGAGUUUAUGCAUAAAUAUUGUUUUAAACUUAACAAUAUUGUUUUCUAAUUUGUCAUUACAUUAAGUCCUAAUGGGAUAGAUAAUGUCUAUUCUAAUAUAAAUACUGAAUGAUUAUUACUUGUUGAAAUAUUUUGUUACUAAUAAUUAUUACAAUUGAUGCCACUAUGUGCAAAAUAAAUCUUGAUUUUCAAA